UUCUGAGUUCUCAGUUCUGACCUUCUUCUUCUUCUGAACUUUCUCAGGCGACAUUUUUUCCGGCAAUGUCGAGUCACGACAAGAAAAAGAUCAUUCUGAGCAGUGUUGCAGUGAAGCUAGGCUGCGGCGGCGGGAGUUGCAGGCGGCCCAAACUCUCCGCCGUCUUCCACCCCAAACCACGGCGGCACCAUAAAAAAGCCGCCUUCCACGGCGGCGCCGCCGUGAACGGUUCUAACUACUCCUCCAGCUCGUGGGACACCACCACCACGACGUUCUCCCCGGCCUACGCCUCCUCCGACGCCUCCUCCGAAAUCAAGAGCCUCCGGGCGGUGCAGGGCUUCGGGAGAAUCGGCGGCGAGAGUGUGGCCGUCGAGAAAGACUCCGACGACCCUUACCUCGAUUUCCGGCACUCCAUGCUCCAGAUGAUCCUGGAGAAGAACAUCUACUCCAAAGACGACCUCAAGGAGCUCCUCAACUGCUUUCUCCAGCUCAAUUCGCCGUACUACCAUGGCGUCAUCGUCCGCGCCUUCACGGAGAUCUGGAACGGCGUCUUCUCCGUCAAGCCUCCGGUGACCGGUGAUUGGAUGUCACGUGGCUUUUAGGCAACGCACGUGACCUCCCCACGACUAACCUUCCAACUUCCCAACUUAUCAAUAAAGUGUAAUCAAGAGUGUCACGUUUAAGUGUAGGUAAGUGAGUAGUGUAGCUUGUAGGGGUAGUAUGGUAAUUUCGCCGACCACCAUAAAAAUUAAUGGUGACCUUCUGCUACAUGUGUUUGAAGUUAUUAGCUAGUAGUGUAUUGUUAUAAUUAAUGUAUUUUGGUUAAUUAAUUAGGGUUAGAUUAAGCUAAAAGGUUCUAUUUUCACAGCCUUUUUUGCUACAUUUUUAGGGUGUUUUGGUCAUUUAGAAAGAUGAAGUUUGCGUCAUGUAUCAUCAUCAGGGUGGUUAAAAAUGCUGUGAAAAUUGUAAUCUGUAGCUAUAUAUUACGUCAUCAUGAAUAUAAUAUAUAUUUCAUCUUAUAUGA
Messenger RNA from Ipomoea triloba (trilobed morning glory), 1024 nucleotides. RefSeq names its product transcription repressor OFP6-like. The transcript has a single exon. Gene Ontology annotation, biological process: negative regulation of DNA-templated transcription. Bases 66 to 602 code for a protein of 178 amino acids. The record is from RefSeq and is a predicted model, not a curated record. Lineage: Eukaryota; Viridiplantae; Streptophyta; Magnoliopsida; Solanales; Convolvulaceae.